Messenger RNA from Orbicella faveolata, 2320 nucleotides. Its product is annotated as DNA primase large subunit-like. Gene Ontology annotation, biological process: DNA replication, synthesis of primer; DNA replication initiation. Lineage: Eukaryota; Metazoa; Cnidaria; Anthozoa; Scleractinia; Merulinidae. The record is from RefSeq and is a predicted model, not a curated record. Gene Ontology annotation, cellular component: alpha DNA polymerase:primase complex.
GGGAAAAGAAAGAUUCGAUCUUUGCGAGCUUUAUUUCGACGGGAAUAUGCAAUUCACGGGCAAUCCUAAGCGAAGAAAAAGUAAAAUUACAAAAUUAGAAGACGCAGAAAAUGUUGGCAAGUAUGUACACGGUCUGCAGAUGUACAAGGUUCCGCCAACAGACAACAUCACGCUGGAAGAGUUCGAGGAGUUCGCAAUCGACCGAUUGAAAGUUCUGAGAGAAGUUGAAACAUUUGGUAUACGCUACAAAAGAAGUUCAGAAGAAUAUGACACUGCUAUGAAGGAAAGCUUGAAAAAAUUCUUACCACAGGCACAAAAAGCUCAUAAGAAUCGUGAGGAUGAAAUCAACAUCACUGAAAGACGAAAAGACCACAUCUCCCAUUUUAUCCUACGCCUUGCAUAUUGUAGAUCGGAAGAUCUCCGGCGUUGGUUUUUGUCUCAAGAAGUUGAGUUAUUCAGAUUUCGUCUCACAGAAGUGGCUAAAAUUGACUCAAAGGAAGUGGAUGAUUUUCUUGAAGCCAAUGGCUUGGACUACAAACCAAUUGACCCUGCAGAAAGAGAAGAAAAGGAGUCAGAGCUGAUGGAUGCCGGCUUCAACCUCUCCCAUCUUAAAGUUGUGGCUACUGACUAUUUCAAAGUUCCCUUUGUUGAAGCUCUUGAUCUAGUAAGAUCAAGAAAGGUUUAUCUGGAAAAUGGUUUUGCAUAUGUCCCUAGAGAUGAUCUUGUAUCCCUGGUAGCUAAUGAAUUUCGUAUGCAAUUGUCUCGGGCGCUUGCAAUGACUGCCAGGGCUUUGCCUUACCUAGAGGAAGAUGAGAGGCUGCUACCAAAGUUGACAAACCUCAGUCGACAGUAUGUUGGACAGGACUACAGUCACAAAAAAACAGCAGCAGGAAAAGUUACCUUGGAUCAGAUAGAUAGUUUGUCAAGAAGCUCCUUUCCUUUGUGUAUGCGUCAGCUUCAUACAGCACUGAAAGAAAAUCACCACUUGAAGCACGGUGGCCGUCUUCAGUAUGGUCUGUUCCUUAAGGGUAUUGGUCUCAGCCUGGAAGAAGCACUUAUCUUCUGGAGAGCAGAGUUCACAAAACUUAUGGAUGUGGACAAGUUUGACAAGCAGUAUGCAUACAACAUUCGUCACAACUACGGAAAGGAAGGCAAAAGAGCAGACUACACGCCAUACAGCUGUAUGAAGAUCAUCAUGUCAAAUGCCCCUGGUCCUGGCGAUCAUCAUGGGUGCCCAUUUAGACACACUGAUGCUGAUCUACUGCGCCAACGCUUAGCAGCUUACAGAGUACCCAAGAAGGGUAUUGACGAGAUAAUGGAGUUUGUGAAAGAGUCCCAUUACCAGCUGGCCUGUACAAGAUACUAUGAGCUGACACAUGGGGUAACAGCCAGUUCUGCUGUUCAUCAUCCCAACCAAUACUUUGAUGAGAGUCAUCAGUCACUACAGGAUAGACAGGGUGGGGCAUCGCGGCUAGGAAGUGCUGCUCACAGUGGACUUGAUCAUGGGAAAGUUACUGUAAAGAAUGAGAUCAACAGUAGCACAAAUGUCCCUCAAACUGACACAGACAAUGACCUGGGAGACAUUCAAAUGGAUGAUGAUGACGACAUUCUCGGAGAAAUAGAAAAAAUGGACACAAUGGCAUAGCUUGUGGAUGAAUCUUGUUCAUAUUUUAAAUAACAAACUAAUGGCACAUUUGGACAUUGUAACUUAACUGUAGCAAGAGAAGGAGUUGAUACUAUCUAUUAGAGUUACAUGGCCCAGUUAGCUGAGAUUUACUCUGUGCUAAAAAUAAUGAGGACAGGAGACGUAACAUACACUGAAUUAUUUUAUUUUUGUAACAACUAUAUCAGUGCUCUUACAAAUUUGCUGUACAGAAUAUUACAAUCUACUUUAUAAUGCAUUUUGUUGUUGCAUCUAGGUCUAAUGUAAAUUAACGUUUUUACAAACAUUUAUUUUUAAGUAUUUGUUUAAAUAAUAAAUAUCUAACAGCACAUAACGUAUAUCUCCUUGAACAAAAAAAGGCAAUCUAAUACCUUUUUUGCAUGUACAAACUUUCAUAGAUUGCUUUGUUUUGAUUUCAAAUUAGCAUUUACUUGUAAUCAUCAAACAAUUCUAUUUCUAAAUGUAUUUCUGUCAAUAAUUGGGCAAAACAACUGAAAUUCCUAAUUCCCACCACAGAUAGGUGCUACAAAGACGAUUCAAGUGACCUUCAGUAUUUCUCACACUUGGAAUGAUUUUUGCAAACUAAGUUAAAGGUUAUUUUGAUAUGAUUAAUCUUAUCUUUCACUUCACAAUCACAUUAAAACAAAAGCAAUUUAA